Molecule: messenger RNA, 2331 nt
Organism: Cucurbita maxima (winter squash)
Lineage: Eukaryota; Viridiplantae; Streptophyta; Magnoliopsida; Cucurbitales; Cucurbitaceae
Product: probable LRR receptor-like serine/threonine-protein kinase At5g45780
Exons: 13
Coding region: 256-2109 (617 amino acids)
Biological process (GO): protein phosphorylation
Molecular function (GO): protein binding; ATP binding; protein kinase activity
Source: RefSeq, a predicted model, not a curated record
AUUUUAUAUUCGAGGUUCCCUACUUCCAGUAAUGACGAUUACAUUUCUAAACUGUUCACAGCGAAGAUGGAGAAAUUACGGUCUUCCACUAUCAGGUUUGUUGUUCAAUGUGUUUGGCAGGGCAGGGGACAAUCUCAGCCAUUAAAUUACUCCCAUCUCGAGAUUUCCUGGUCUUGCGUUUACCCUACCGAAAGUAGUGGGUUCUAGCUUUUUUCACUUGGGGAACUCUCGCUUUCGUUUCCCUCCCGCUUGGUAAUGGAAGUUGUAAAAGUGGUCCUAUUGCUGUUCAUCCUCAUCUGGGUCGUCUCUGCCUCUGACAGUCAUUUGUCUCCGAAAGGAGUAAACUAUGAAGUGGCGGCGUUGAUGUCAGUGAAGAAUUGGAUACGGGACGAGCGGAGAGUGAUGCAAGGAUGGGACAUAAAUUCGGUUGAUCCAUGCACCUGGAAUAUGGUUGCUUGCUCUGUUGAGGGCUUUGUUAUUUCUCUUGAGAUGUCAAAUAUGGGCUUAUCUGGAACGCUUUCCCCUAGCAUUGGGAACCUGAGUUACCUUCGGACAAUGUUCUUGCAAAAUAAUGAAUUAUCUGGUCCAAUCCCAGAUGAUAUAGGAGAACUUUCAGAGCUUCAGACUCUUGACCUUUCUAACAACCAGUUUGUAGGCAGCAUUCCAAGUUCUUUGGGGUCUCUCACUCGUUUAAAUUACUUGAAGCUCAGCAGUAACAAGUUAAGUGGACCAAUUCCGGAAUCUGUUGCAAAUAUUUCAGGCCUUUCCUUCUUGGAUCUAUCCAAUAAUAAUCUCAGCGGCCCAACUCCAAGAAUACUUGCCAAAGAGUACAGUGUUGCAGGGAAUAGCUUCCUUUGUGCAUCUUCAUCGUCUAAAGUUUGUGGAAUAGUUUCAAAACCAGUUAAUGAAACUGGUUCGCCUCAGAAAGAUAAUGGCCGACAUCACUUGAUCCUUUCCAUAGCUCUAAUUGUCAGUUUCACAUUUGUGGUUUCUGUUGUGUUACUUGUUGGCUGGGUGCAUUGUUAUAGAUCUCAUCUUGUCUUCACGUCCUACGUGCAGCAAGAUUAUGAAUUUGAUAUAGGUCAUCUGAAAAGGUUUACAUUCCGUGAACUACAAAAGGCAACAUGUAAUUUUAGUCCCCAAAACAUCCUGGGACAGGGUGGUUUUGGAGUAGUUUAUAAAGGUUAUCUUCCAAAUGGGACAUAUGUUGCUGUCAAGAGACUGAGAGAUCCAAAUUAUACUGGAGAAGUGCAGUUUCAAACAGAAGUUGAACUGAUUGGCUUAGCCGUGCACCGCAACCUCUUGCGUUUGUAUGGCUUUUGUAUGACGCCAGAUGAGAGAUUGCUCGUUUAUCCAUAUAUGCCAAAUGGAAGCGUUGCUGACCGCCUGAGAGAUGCAGGCCAGGAAAAGCCAACAUUGAAUUGGAACAGAAGAUUGUGCAUUGCCCUUGGUGCAGCUCGUGGACUUGUAUACUUGCAUGAGCAGUGUAACCCAAAAAUUAUUCACCGGGAUGUGAAAGCUGCAAAUAUUCUUCUAGAUGAAAGCUUUGAAGCGGUGGUGGGGGAUUUUGGUCUGGCAAAGAUGUUAGAUAGGAGAGAUUCACAUGUUACUACUGCUGUUAGGGGCACUGUGGGACAUAUUGCCCCGGAAUAUCUUUCAACUGGACAAUCUUCAGAAAAGACGGAUGUUUUUGGAUUUGGCAUAUUGGUUCUGGAACUCUUAACAGGCCAAAAAGCACUAGAUGCUGGCAAUGGCCAAGUUCGAAAGGGAAUGAUCCUCGAAUGGGUUAGAACAUUACAUGAGGAGAAGAGGCUAGAUGUGCUGGUUGACAGGGAUCUAAAAGGAUGUUAUGAUGCAAUGGAGCUGGAAAAAGCUGUAGAGUUGGCUCUGCAGUGUACUCAGUCACAUCCACAACUCAGACCGAAGAUGUCCGAGAUCUUGAAGGUUGUAGAAGGUCUGGUUGGACAGUCGAGUCAAAUGGAGGAAUCACCAGGUGGAGCAGGAAGUGUUUAUGAGAAUAGAGCUCACAGUUUCUCCACAAAGUACUGUGAUAUUCAUGAAGAGUCUUCAUUUGUCAUCGAAGCCAUGGAGCUUUCAGGACCCCGUUGAAAGCAAAUAGUUCAUCAAAACAUAAUCAGUUUUGCAUCUCACAAGAGAUGGAAAGCAUUUACGUCCAUCACCAAAUCCAGAAAGCUAACGGCGGACCCUCGUGAUGACUGAUGUCACUGAAUUUAUUUUGUAUCGUAGGAUUCGUGAAAGAAAACGACAUUCAGUCAUAUGAAAAAGUUCCCCAAUAUCAAUGAAGAAUUAGCUUUAAAUGGUGAAAUGAAA